AUGCGGUUUUUCACAUCUCUCGCCCUCCUGGCACUCACCAUCGCUCCCAUCGACGUGCUUGCUGGACACAUACGUCGCGCUCUUGGAGAAACAGCGCCAGAUUCGUACAUUGUUGUUUUGAAGAAGGGCUCCGACCAAGCGGCACAUAUCAACACCAUUUCCAGCACCUUUUCUAUCCUGGACACUUCAAACACGGCCAUUGUGAAGCAUAGAUAUAGCAGAGCUCUCAAUGGAUACAGUGCAAAGAUUACCGGUGCCGCCUUGCAGAGACUCGCCGCCAACCCAGACGUCGACUAUAUUGUCCCUGAUCACAUCGGAAGCGUUCGGAUGGAGGAAGCCAAACCAUCGAGGCGGGCUGUCGUCGACGCCUUUGGUCGCGCGACAGCUCAGGCUACAAACGGUACGAAUGGCCAAGGUGUGGACAUAUACGGGAUAGAUACGGGUAUUUACCUGGCUCACAAUGACUUUGGUGGUCGAGCCGUCUGGGGAGCCACAUUUGGCGGCUAUAACGAUACUGAUGACUCUGGUCAUGGGACGCAUACCGCCAGCACGGCUGCCGGUGCUCAAUACGGUAUAGCGAAAGCCGCCAAUAUCAUUGCCGUAAAGGUCCUCGGUGCAUCAGGAAACGGCGGAUACUCUGAUAUUAUUGCUGGUAUCGAAUGGGUCAUGCAGCAAGCUGCUGCUAGUGGACGACCGAGUGUAGCCAAUAUGAGCCUCGGAGGACCUCAAGACUCUACUCUCGACAAUGCAGUCAAGAAUGCAAUCGCUUCAGGAGUUCACUUUGCCAUUGCUGCAGGUAACACAGGCACAGAUGCAAGUUUCUCGUCGCCUUCAUCUGUCGAAGAAGCAAACGUCGUUGGGGCCUCGGAUAGUGACAACAAAGCCGCGUCGUUCUCCAAUAUUGGACCACUUUUAGAUGUCUUUGCUCUCGGAGUGGACGUUACCGCUGCAUGGAUCAACGACCCGAGUGACACCAGAGUUCUUAGUGGCACGUCGAUGGCUUCACCGCGAGUAGCUGGCUAUCUCGCCACUGCACUCGGAAAGCGUGGCAGGACAUCUCCUUCAGAGCUAACUGCAGCACUCGUCUCCCACGCAGAAGCUGUUAUCACAGGGCAGCCUUCCAAUACUACCGACCUUCUCGCCGAGCUCUUCUCCUGA
Serendipita indica DSM 11827 is the source of this 1158-nucleotide messenger RNA. NCBI's taxonomy places the organism in Eukaryota, Fungi, Basidiomycota, Agaricomycetes, Sebacinales, Serendipitaceae. The record is from the annotation of a GenBank genome assembly.